AGUUAGUAUCUGCAUGUUCAAAAUGAAAACUUUUUUUUUGGAGACAUGAAGCACUAAAUGAAACUAAUACAUUUGUUUGUGAUUAACAUCUUUCAUUUGUCCAAAGGAAACAUUCUAUUUUUAUGAGUAGAGCAUAAGAUUUGAGUCAAAUGGGAAGCCUUUGUGAUUGAAGAGCAAUUAUAUCAGGCUGAGGGUGGGCACGAGUCUUCAUAUUUGCCUCUAAAGAUCAUCCAGAUGGGCAGUGAAAUGCGAAGACUAUUGCAGUGCCAUAAAUCACUUGGGCAUAAAAUCUAAAAGACAAACACAGAAAGAAUUGAUAAACUCACAUCCAUCAAUCUGCAUCUGGGUAACUCCCAAAAGUGUUUCUCAACAAUCAGAUUUUCCCAUAAAUUUAUUUUACUGGAACACACUGAAGAACUUUAAAGAACAUUGUAGUCAUUUUUUAUUUAUAAUAUCCCUGUGUUAAUAUCAGCUUUGACAUGUCAACCAAAAACUCUUCCAGGAUAUACCUGGAUGUCUGAUGAAAAGCAAUAAGGAAGACAUGUCUGUUACUGAUUAACUCAGAUAGACUUUAAACUCCAGCAUUUGUAAUGCAAUAAGAAGAAGGGUCGCUGUUUGGACGGUAAGGCCAAGAUUUAAAGGAAUUUUCUAAAUAAUUUAGGGAAUUUAAUUAUUUGUGUCCAUCUACAACCUCUGAGAUCCAUCUGUACAUCUCACUCCAGGCUGAAGUUUGGUGACCGGCGUGUUACCAUGAGCGACAUUUCAGAAGACGACAGCGAGAUCUUCUUUUCAGUGAAGGUAAACACUGACUUUGGAUGGUGAAAAUUCUCAGUCUGAAUAUAAAACAGAGAAAUGGACAAAGACAUUGUGAUGAGCAUACUCAGUUUGUCUUUCUGAUUCAGACUGGAAGCGACACACUAUUUAUUCUGUAAUGUAUUAAUGUGACAUCAAUCCUCAUGGGCUGAAUAGGGGGUAACGAGGUCCAAAGCACAGAAAUGUUAAAGCACCCACCCCACCACCACCACACACACACUCCUCCAAGAUGGUCAGAUUAACUUCAAGUCAUUUUGUGCCUCUUUGUAGUUGUUUAUCAAACUUUGUGGUCACUUUAUUUCUCUUUGUGGCUGUUUGUGUCUUUUGCAGUUAUCUGCAUGUUUUUAUAUUUCCUUCAACUGCAUCUUUUUGACUAUUUUACUCAUUCAAGUGGCUGUUUUAUGAUAUUUAUUGACUGAUGCUCUGGUUCUGGGUCUCCAAAAAAAACUGGGCUUCUUAACUGGUUCCUAUCCUUCACCCUGAACUUAUUGUUGAGAGGUAUCUGAGAGGUAUUGCCAUGGGCCACACCUUUAUGUUCAUACCCGUUUAAAGACUGUUGUUCAGUUUACCUUAUGUGUUUGUCUUUCUCUGACCCAAAGUUUCUUGGACGAGUUCAGGUGGUCCGUCCUGGUGGACUGGAAGUCCUCAAUGAAGCGAUUCAGAGCCUGAAGGUCAGUGUCACUAUAAGCUCCAGUGAGACUCUUUCUAUUUGUAUUGCUUUGGCGCCCCCUGUGGACUAAAAUAUACCUUUGCCGAUCUUGUCAUGGGCAAUAUUUGGGAUGUUUUUAGGCAUAAAUUUCAUUAUGCUUUCUCACAACAAAGACAUGUCAAGGGAGGAGUGUCUCUGUGACGUGCUAUCAGUCACAUGACCUGAUAGCUUAGUGUCAGAUACACCAGACCAAUGGGGGGGGGGGGUCCCAUAAGAUGAUGAGACUAGGGCAUCUAAUUUCACUUAAUAUACAGUAUAACCUUGAACUACUUCUGAAGCUGUGAGGUCUGUUUAAGACUUGCGAUGUUGAAUGGUUAGAAAGGUGUUUUUCUUUCAUCUGUUUACAUGUCUGUUGCUAUGAGCAACGCCACAUCCUUCAUUAUUCCUAAUGGUUGUGGGUUUGUACAGUUACUCCCAGAGUCACCGCCACAUGCAACAAUUCCUAUCACCCUCUGAUAAAAGGAAAUGAAUUACUACUAGGCUACGAUAUAAUCCACUGUGUUUUUAGUGCCUAAGACAUACUCCUGGCACACUAGUGAUUGUUUUUGUGUAGGAGGCUAAAUCACAACGUUGUUAGCUGCACCUCAACAGAUUCUGAUAUUUCCUCAAGGUAUCAGUGAGUCUUGCACUCUAGUGGAAAAAAAUAGGUCUGUUUUGAGCUGUAUGAGACCUUAUUGACCACAUUAUGUUGUCUCAAAGAUGCAGCAAACAAACAUGAUAAGCACUCAAUCCCCUCUCAUCCUCAGACACCAGAUAGGUUUAACCCUGAAAAGGCAGCAAAAAGGAGCAAAGUCCUUCUCUUCUUGUCACUGAGCGGGAUUGACAUCCUGGAAAACAAAACCAAGGUGUGAGAGCAAAACUUCUCUGCAUAUUUGAACUGCAAAGACAUCCCUGCAGUUUGGCCUUGAGUCAUAGCUAACUAGUCUCAUUGUGUUUCCUUCCCUCAGUUCUUGUUGUACUCAUGCCCACUGCCCAGUGUUUCCUUCUGUGGUGUGAAUCCAUCCUCACCUAAAGUCUUUGGUUUUGUGGCCCAGAACACUGCAGCAGACACAUAUCACUGCUAUCUCUUCCAGAGCAAGAAGUUUGUAAGUAUUCCCACUACAGUCUUACAGCUUGGCUUCUGCAGAAACAAGGUUUAUGUGUGUUUUUAAAUAUUUUACAGUCUCAUGUGCUGGUGUCAUUAAUCGGGGACUCUUUCCGAGCUUCAAAAAAAGAGACCAACAACACCAGAGGAGAACGAGACCUAAAAGUAGAAGCACUGAGGCACAAGGUAAGUUUCUCUGUAAAUUUGAUAUUAAUCUUUGCUUUCUUUUAUUUUUUCUUUAUUCUUUUAUAUGCACCCGAAAUAGUUUUUUAAGCAGGGUUGUUUUCAUCUGUUGUACAAAACCCAAUUCCAAUGAAGUUGGGAAGAUGUGUAAAUCGUAAAUAAAAACAGAAUACAAUGGUUUGCAAAUCCUUUUCAACCUAUAUUCAAUCGAAUACACUACAAAGACAACAUAUUUAAUGUUCAAACUUAUAAACUUUAUUUUUUAUUUCUUUUGCAAAUAAUCAUUAACUUUAGAAUUUGAUGGCAGCAUCAUGUGCCAAAGAAGUUGGGAAAGGUGGCAAAAAAUACUGAGAAAUUGGAGGAAUGCUCAUCAAACACCUAUUUGGAACAUCCCACGGUUGAGCAGGCUAAUUGGGAACAGGUGGGUGCCAUGAUUGGGUAUAAGAGCAGCUUCCCCAAAAUUCUCAGUCAAUCACAAGCAAGGAUGGGGCGAGGUUCACCACUUUGUGAACAACUGCAUGAGCAAAUAGUCGAACAAUUUAAGAACAACGUUUCUCAAAGUACAAUUGCAAGGAAUUUAGGGAUUUCAACAUCUACGGUCCAUAAUAUCAUCAAAAGGUUCAGAGAAUCUGGAGAAAUCACUGCAAGUAAGCAGCAUGGCCAGGAACCAACAUUGAAUGCCCGUGACCUUCGAUCCCUCAAACAGCACUGUAUCAAAAACCGACAUCAAUGUGUAAAGGAUAUUACCGCAUGGGCUCAGGAACACUUCAGAACACCACUGUCAGUAAAUACAGUCCGUUGCUACAUCUGUAAGUGCAAGUUAAAACUCUACUAUGCAAAGCCAAAGCCAUUUAUCAACAACAUCCAGAAAUGCCGCCGGCUUGUCUUGGCCUGAGCUCAUCUAAGAUGGACUGAUGCAAAGUGUAAAAGUGUUCUGUGGUCUGACGAGUCCACAUUUCAAUUUUUGGGAAAUAGUGGACGUCGUGUCCUCCGGGCCAAAGAGGAAAAGAACCAUCCGGACUGUUAUUGACUCAUAGCUCAAAAGCCAGAGUCUGUGAAGGUAUGGGGGUGCAUUAGUGCCCAAGGCAUGGGUAACUUACACAUCUGUGAAGGCUACAUUAAUGCUGAAAGGUACAUACAGGUUUUGGAGCAACAUAUGCUGCCAUCCAAGCAACGUCUUUUUCAUGGACGCCCUUCCUGCUUAUUUCAGCAAGACAAUGCCAAGCCACAUUCUGCACGUGUUACAACAGCGUGGCUUCGUAGUAAAAGAGUGCGGGUACUCGACUGGCCUGCCUGCAGUCCAGACCUGUCUCUCAUUGAAAAUGUGUGGCGCAUUACGAAGCGUAAAAUACGACAACGGAGACCCCGGACUGUUGAACAACUGAAGCUGUACAUCAAGCAAGAAUGGGGAAAAAAUUCCACCUUCAAAGCUUCAACAAUAAGUCUCCUCAGUUCACAAACGCUUAUUGAGUGUUGUUAAAAGGAAAAGUGAUGUAACACAGUGGUAAACAUGCCCCUGUCCCAACUACUUUGGCACGUGUUGACCCAUGAAAUUCUGAGUUAAUUAUUAUUUGCAAAAAAAAUAAAGUUUAUGAGUUUAAGCGUUAAAUAUCGUCUUUGUAGUGUAUUCAAUUAAAUAUAGGUUAAAAAGGAUUUGCAAAUCAUUGUAUUCAUAUUUUAUUUAGGUUUAUCACAAUUUCCCAACUUCAAUGGGAUUGGGUUUUCUAAAUGUUACGGUGUUCUGUAUUGCAGGAAUAAAAAACUGUUUCUUAUUCCUUUUUCCUUUCAGAAUAAAUUGCUGCAGAAAGAGAAUGAAGAGCUGAAGGAAAAACUACGUCUGACCAGUGUUUAGAAUCUCCCCACAUGUAGCACUUCACACAAGUACACACAAAAAACUUUGUAAAACCUCAUCUUUUCCAUCUGUUGUUUGAAAGUCUACAAACCUUAAUAAUGAAUGACAAAAGAAUAAAUUUAAGGGUGCAAAAGACAGAAGUUUGAAAGAAACUUUUAAACUGAUGAAAGCUUGGUGAUUUCUUCUGUUUAGCCCCUUCUCCAGUAUUGAAUGAGGUUCAUAUCAAACGUUGCCCAGAUUUUUACCAGUAGAGGGCGGCAGUGAGCCUUCCAAUUGACACACCAAUCAAACUGGAAAAAUCUGGGUGCGUUCAAAUACCACUGACAGCCUCGGAAUCAUUCAGAGUACAUGUUGUGCCUUGGUGAACCAAAGGGACAUUUGAUAUUUCGAACGAAUUUCUAUGUGGCUCCUAUGUGAUUUAAAGACAAUCUUUAAGGAAUAAAAAAAUGCUAAAUCUGUG
Xyrichtys novacula (pearly razorfish) is the source of this 5101-nucleotide messenger RNA. The record is from the annotation of a GenBank genome assembly. Lineage: Eukaryota; Metazoa; Chordata; Actinopteri; Labriformes; Labridae.